Manis javanica (Malayan pangolin) is the source of this 8102-nucleotide messenger RNA. The record is from RefSeq and is a predicted model, not a curated record. Lineage: Eukaryota; Metazoa; Chordata; Mammalia; Pholidota; Manidae.
AUGGUGGCAGGAAAACUGGUGUUCCACUGGGAGGGUCCGGUCCAUCGCAUCAUUAUCAGCCCCGGGAAAAGCCACAGGGGAAGGGGGUGUCUGGGGGGCGUGGGAGCGACGGUCAGCUUGCUGCCGGUCGUCAGAGAGCUGCUGGAGAAGGGCGCGGGGGACAGGGCGGGCUCCUGGUGGCCGAGGGCUUCGAGUGGCUUACCCCAGGCGUGUCCCUCUCCUCUGCCCCCACAGCACCUGCAGCAGCACGAGAGUGGCGUGGAGGGUGAGGGCUGCUACUACCACUGCGCCCUGUGCAGCUACUCCACCAAGGCCAAGCUGAACCUCAUCCAGCACGUGCGCUCCAUGAAGCACCAGCGCAGCGAGAGCCUGCGCAAGCUGCAGCGGCUGCAGAAGGGCCUUCCCGAGGAGGACGAGGACCUGGGGCAGAUCUUCACCAUCCGCAGGUGCCCCUCCGCCGACCCGGAAGAAGCCAUUGAAGAUGUUGAAGGGCCCAGUGAAGCAGCUGCUGACCCGGAGGAGCUUGCUAAAGACCAAGAGAGUGGAGGCGAGAAGGACCAGGGCAAGUGGACAGCAUCGUCCAGCCAAGCAGAGAAGGAGCUCACAGAUUCUCCUGCCACUUCAAAACGCAUCUCCUUCCCCAGUAGCUCAGAAUCUCCUCUCCCUUCGAAGCGACCAAAAACAGCAGAGGAGACCAAAGCAGAGCAGAUGUACCAGUGUCCCUACUGCAAGUACAGCAAUGCUGACGUCAACCGGCUGCGGGUGCACGCCAUGACACAGCACUCCGUGCAGCCCAUGCUUCGCUGCCCCCUGUGCCAGGACAUGCUCAACAACAAGAUCCACCUCCAGCUGCACCUCACCCACCUCCACAGUGUGGCACCCGACUGCGUGGAGAAACUCAUUAUGACGGUGACCACCCCUGAGAUGGUGAUGCCCAGCAGCAUGUUCCUCCCGGCAGCGGCUCCAGAUCGAGAUGGGAGCUCCAGUUUGGAGGAGGCAGGAAAGCAGCCUGAAACCACAGAGGACCUGGGGAAGAACAUCUUGCCCUCCAUGAGCACAGAGCACAGUGGGGAUCUGAGACCCUCCCCUGCUGAGCCUGGCUCUGUGAGAGAAGAUUCCGGCUUCCUGUGCUGGAAGAAGGGGUGCAAUCAGGUCUUCAAAACUUCGGCAGCUCUUCAGACACACUUCAAUGAGGUUCAUGCCAAGAGGCCUCAGCUGCCAGUGUCAGAUCGCCACGUGUACAAGUACCGCUGCAAUCAGUGCAGCCUGGCUUUCAAGACCAUUGAAAAGCUGCAGCUCCAUUCUCAGUACCACGUGAUCAGAGCCGCCACUAUGUGCUGUCUUUGUCAGCGCAGUUUCCGAACUUUCCAGGCUCUGAAGAAACACCUUGAGACGAGCCACCUGGAAUUGAGUGAGGCCGACAUCCAGCAGCUUUAUGGAGGCCUUCUGGCCAAUGGGGACCUCCUGGCAAUGGGAGACCCCACCCUGGCUGAGGACCACACCAUAAUCGUUGAGGAGGACAAGGAGGAAGAAAGUGACUUGGAAGAUAAACAGAGCCCAACAGGCAGCGACUCUGGGUCAGUACAAGAGGACUCGGGCUCAGAGCCAAAAAGAGCUCUACCUUUCAGAAAAGGUCCCAACUUCACCAUGGAAAAAUUUCUAGACCCUUCUCGCCCUUACAAGUGUACUGUCUGCAAGGAAUCUUUUACUCAGAAGAACAUCCUGCUGGUGCACUACAAUUCCGUCUCCCACCUGCAUAAAUUAAAGAGAGCCCUUCAAGAAUCGGCGACGGGUCAGCCAGAACCCACCAGCAGCCCAGACAACAAGCCAUUCAAGUGUAACACCUGUAAUGUGGCCUACAGCCAGAGUUCUACUCUAGAGAUCCACAUGAGGUCCGUGCUGCAUCAGACCAAGGCCCGAGCAGCCAAGCUGGAGGCUGCAGGCAGCGGCAGCAGCGGGCCCGGCCCCAGCGGCGUUCCCCUGAGCUCCUGCGCCCCAAGUCCCAUAAGCACCAGUGGCAAUAACACUUUUACCACCGCCAACUCCAGCAGUGCAGGCUGCACCUCAAGUGCCGGCUUGCUGAGCCAGGUGCCCACGGAAAGCGCCGGGCCACCACCCCCCGGGACCCCUGUCGGGGGUGGCAUCGCUCCCCCUUCAGAGCCCAAGGAGACCAACCGGAAGAAGCUGGCAGACAUGAUCGCGUCCAGGCAACAGCAGGCGCAGGCACAGGCGCAGACACUGGCCCAGGCACAGGCGCAGGCACAGGCGCACCUGCAGCAGGAGCUGCAGCAGCAGGCCGCGCUGAUCCAGUCGCAGCUGUUCAGCCCCACACUCCUGCCUCCCUUCCCCAUGACCACAGAGACGCUGCUGCAGCUCCAGCAGCAGCAUCUGCUCUUCCCCUUCUACAUCCCCAGCGCCGACUUCCAGCUCAACCCCGAGACGAGCCUGCCGGUGAGCGGCGGUGCCCUGGCGCUGGCCGGGACGGGUCCAGGCCUGCUGGAGGAGCUGAAGGCCCAGGUUCAGGUCCCGCCACAGGGCCACCAGCAGAUCCUGCAGCAGCCGCCACACCAAAGCCAGCUGUCACUGCCCCAGAGCCACCCCGCCCUCCUGCAGCCAAGCCAGCACCCCGAGAAGAAGAACAAACUGGCCAUCAAAGAGAAGGAGAAGGAAGGCCAGAGAGAGAGGGACGGUGCCGAAGUGGGGGAGGGCAGCGCAGCACCGAAGGAGCCCCCGGCAGACGCCCCUAAGGCCAAGGAGAGGAAGGAGCUGGUGCCUGGAGGCGGCCCCGAGCCAGCCAUGCCGCCUCCACGCAUCGCCUCAGACGCCAGGGGAAAUGCUACCAAGGCCCUGCUGGAGAACUUCGGCUUUGAGCUGGUCAUCCAGUACAACGAGAACAAGCAGAAGGUGCAGAAGAAGAACGGGAGGGCCGAGCAGGGAGAAAACCUGGAGAAGCUGGAGUGUGACUCCUGUGGCAAAUUGUUCUCCAACAUCUUGAUCUUAAAGAGUCACCAGGAGCAUGUCCAUCAAAAUUACUUUCCCUUUAAGCAGCUGGAGAGGUUUGCCAAACAGUACAGAGAGCACUACGACAAACUGUACCCGCUACGGCCCCAGACCCCGGAGCCCGCACCGCCGCCACCACCGCCGCCACCGCCCCUGCCUGCGGCGCCCCCACAGCCAGCUUCCACGCCUGCAGUCCCAGCAGUGGCCCCGCCCAUCACAUCGCCCCCGAUCGCGCCAGCCCAGCCAUCUGUGCCGCUCACACAGCUCUCCAUGCCCAUGGAGCUGCCCAUCUUCUCGCCGCUGAUGAUGCAGACGAUGCCGCUGCAGACCCUGCCGGCUCAGCUACCCCCGCAGCUUGGGCCAGUGGAACCACUGCCCACAGACCUGGCCCAGCUGUACCAGCAUCAGCUCAAUCCCAGCCUGCUGCAGCAGCAGAGCAAGAGACCUCGCACCAGGAUCACGGAUGACCAGCUCCGAGUCCUGCGGCAGUACUUUGACAUUAACAACUCCCCCAGUGAGGAGCAGAUCAAAGAGAUGGCGGACAAGUCGGGGCUGCCCCAGAAGGUGAUCAAGCACUGGUUCAGAAACACCCUCUUCAAAGAGCGGCAGCGUAAUAAGGACUCCCCUUACAACUUCAGCAAUCCUCCCAUCACCAGCCUGGAGGAGCUCAAGAUUGAUUCGCGGCCCCCGUCGCCAGAGCCGCAGAAGCAGGAGUACUGGGGAAGCAAGAGGUCUUCAAGGACAAGGUUUACUGACUACCAGCUGAGGGUCCUGCAGGACUUCUUCGAUGCCAAUGCUUACCCAAAGGAUGAUGAAUUUGAGCAACUCUCUAAUUUACUAAACCUUCCAACCCGAGUCAUAGUGGUGUGGUUCCAAAAUGCCCGACAGAAGGCCCGUAAAAAUUACGAGAAUCAGGGAGAGGGCAAAGAUGGAGAACGGCGUGAGCUUACGAAUGACAGGUAUAUUCGAACAAGCAACUUGAACUACCAGUGCAAAAAGUGUAGCCUGGUGUUCCAGCGCAUCUUUGAUCUUAUCAAACACCAGAAGAAGCUGUGUUACAAGGAUGAGGACGAGGAGGGGCAGGAAGACAGCCAAAAUGAGGAUUCCAUGGACGCCAUGGAAAUCCUGACGCCCACCAGCUCCUCCUGCAGCACCCCGAUGCCUUCACAGGCUUACAGCGCCCCAGCACCAUCAGCCAAUUCGGCUUCCUCCGCUUUUUUACAGCUCACCGUGGAGGCCGAUGAACUGGCCACCUUCAGUUCAAAAACAGAGGUGAGUGAUGAGAAACCAAAGCAGGCUGAACCUCCCAGUGCACAGCCAAACCAAACCCAAGAAAAGCAAGGACAACCAAAGGCAGAGCUGCAACAGCAAGACCCGCCUGAGCAGAAGACAAACGCAGCCCAGCAAAAGCUCCCGCCACUGACAUGCCCCCCUUCCUUACCACAGCCUCCUCCACAAGCCCCGCCGCCUCAGUGCCCCAUGCCCCAGUCGAGCCCCAGUCCUUCCCAGCUCUCCCAUCUGCCCCUCAAGCCCCUCCACACCUCAACCCCUCAACAGUUGGCAAACCUACCUCCUCAGCUAAUCCCCUACCAGUGUGACCAGUGUAAGUUGGCGUUUCCAUCAUUUGAGCACUGGCAGGAGCAUCAGCAGCUUCAUUUCCUGAGUGCACAGAACCAGUUCAUCCACCCACAGUUUUUGGACAGGUCAUUGGAUAUGCCUUUCAUGCUGUUUGACCCUAGUAACCCGCUCCUGGCAAGCCAGCUGCUCUCUGGGGCCAUACCGCAGAUUCCGGUGAGCUCAGCCACUUCUCCUUCAACCCCAACUUCCACAAUGAACACUCUGAAGAGGAAGCUGGAGGAAAAGGCCAGUGCAAGCCCUGGGGAAAAUGACAGUGGGACGGGAGGAGAAGAGCCUCAGAGAGACAAGCGUUUGAGGACAACCAUUACACCUGAGCAGCUAGAAAUUCUCUACCAAAAGUAUCUUUUAGACUCUAAUCCAACUCGGAAGAUGUUGGAUCAUAUUGCGCAUGAGGUGGGCUUGAAGAAACGUGUGGUACAAGUCUGGUUUCAGAACACCCGAGCCCGGGAAAGGAAAGGGCAGUUCCGGGCUGUGGGCCCAGCCCAGGCCCACAGGAGGUGCCCCUUUUGCAGAGCGCUCUUCAAAGCCAAGACUGCCCUGGAGGCUCACAUCCGGUCCCGUCACUGGCACGAAGCCAAGCGAGCUGGCUACAACCUAACUCUGUCUGCAAUGCUCCUAGACUGUGAUGGGGGACUCCAGAUGAAAGGAGAUAUUUUUGAUGGAACAAGCUUCUCCCACCUACCCCCAAGCAGUAGUGAUGGCCAAGGUGUUCCCCUUUCACCUGUGAGUAAAACCAUGGAGUUGUCUCCCAGAACUCUUCUUAGCCCUUCUUCCAUCAAAGUGGAAGGGAUUGAAGACUUUGAAAGCCCCUCUAUGUCCUCAGUUAAUCUAAAUUUUGACCAAACCAAGCUGGACAACGAUGACUGUUCCUCUGUCAACACGGCAAUCACAGAUACCACUACCGGAGAUGAGGGCAAUGCAGAUAAUGACAGUGCAACGGGAAUAGCAACUGAAACCAAAUCCUCUUCCGCGCCCAAUGAAGGGUUGACCAAAGCAGCCAUGAUGGCAAUGUCCGAGUAUGAAGAUCGCUUGUCGUCUGGUCUGGUCAGCCCAGCCCCGAGCUUUUACAGCAAGGAAUAUGACAAUGAAGGUACAGUGGACUACAGUGAAACCUCAAGCCUUGCAGACCCCUGUUCCCCAAGUCCCGGUGCAAGCGGGUCAGCAGGCAAAUCUGGAGAGAGCGGGGAUCGGCCCGGGCAGAAACGUUUUCGCACUCAGAUGACCAAUCUGCAACUGAAGGUCCUUAAGUCAUGCUUUAAUGACUACAGGACACCCACCAUGCUAGAGUGUGAGGUCCUGGGCAAUGACAUUGGACUGCCAAAGAGAGUUGUUCAGGUCUGGUUCCAGAAUGCCCGGGCAAAAGAAAAGAAGUCCAAGCUAAGCAUGGCCAAGCAUUUUGGUAUAAACCAAACCAGUUAUGAGGGACCCAAAACAGAGUGCACUUUGUGUGGCAUCAAGUACAGCGCUCGGCUGUCUGUACGUGACCAUAUCUUUUCCCAACAGCAUAUCUCCAAAGUUAAAGACACCAUUGGAAGCCAGUUGGACAAGGAGAAAGAAUAUUUUGACCCAGCCACUGUACGUCAGUUGAUGGCUCAGCAAGAGUUAGACCGGAUUAAAAAAGCCAAUGAGGUCCUUGGGCUGGCAGCCCAGCAGCAAGGGAUGUUUGACAGCGCCCCUCUCCAAGCUCUUAACCUUCCUGCGGCUUAUCCGGCGCUCCAGGGCAUCCCGCCGGUGUUGCUUCCAGGCCUCAACAGCCCCUCCUUGCCGGGCUUUACUCCAUCUAACACAGCUUUAACAUCUCCUAAACCGAACUUGAUGGGUCUGCCCAGCACAACAGUUCCUUCCCCUGGCCUCCCCACAUCCGGAUUACCAAAUAAACCAUCCUCAGCAUCGCUGAGCUCCCCGACCCCAGCACAAGCCACCAUGGCGAUGGCCCCUCAGCAACCCCCCCAGACCCAGCCGCAGCCACCGCAGGUGCAGCCACCGCCUGCAGCCCAGCCGCCACCUGUGCCACAGCUCCCGCCACAACAGCAGCUACAGCCACGCAAGGACAGAGACGGUGAGAAGGUAAAAGAGAAGGAAAAGGCACACAAAGGGAAAGGGGAGACCCUUCCUGUCCCCAAGAAGGAGAAAGGAGAGGCCCCCACGGCGGCUGCAGCCCCGCUCACAGCCCCGCUGCCCACCAUGGAGUAUGCAGUGGACCCUGCCCAGCUGCAGGCGCUGCAGGCGGCCUUGACUUCGGACCCCACAGCGCUGCUCACGAGCCAGUUCCUUCCUUACUUCGUACCAGGCUUCUCCCCCUACUACGCCCCCCAGAUCCCCGGCGCCCUGCAGAGCGGUUACCUGCAGCCCAUGUACGGCAUGGAAGGCCUGUUCCCCUACAGCCCCGCGCUGUCGCAGGCCCUCAUGGGGCUGUCCCCGGGCUCCCUCCUGCAGCAGUACCAGCAAUACCAGCAGAGCCUGCAGGAGGCGCUCCAGCAGCAGCGACUCCAGCAGCAGAAAGCGCAGCCGCCCAAAGCAAGCCAGACCCCAGCCCCCCAGAGGGCUGCCUCCCCGGACAAAGACCCUGCCAAAGAAUCCCCCAAACCAGAAGAGCAGAAAAAUGCACCCCGCGAGGUGUCCCCCCUCCUGCCGAAACCCCCCGAAGAGCCAGAAGCAGAAAGCAAAAGUGCGGACUCCCUCUACGACCCCUUCAUUGUUCCAAAGGUGCAGUACAAGUUGGUCUGCCGCAAGUGCCAGGCGGGCUUCAGCGACGAGGAGGCGGCGAGGAGCCACCUGAAGUCCCUCUGCUUCUUCGGCCAGUCUGUGGUGAACCUGCAAGAGAUGGUGCUUCACGUCCCCACGGGCGGGGGCAGUGGCGGCGGCGGCGGCGGGAGUGGCGGCGGCUCGUACCACUGCCUGGCGUGCGAGAGCGCGCUGUGUGGGGAGGAAGCUCUGAGUCAACAUCUCGAGUCAGCCUUGCACAAACACAGAACAAUCACGAGAGCAGCAAGAAACGCCAAAGAGCACCCUAGUUUAUUACCUCACUCUGCCUGCUUCCCCGAUCCUAGCACCGCAUCUACCUCGCAGUCUGCCGCUCACUCAAACGACAGCCCCCCUCCCCCGUCGGCCGCCGCCCCCUCCUCCUCCUCCGCUUCCCCCCACGCCUCCAGGAAGUCUUGGCCGCAAGUGGUCUCCCGGGCUUCGGCCGCGAAGCCCCCUUCUUUUCCUCCUCUCUCCUCAUCUUCAACGGUUACCUCAAGUUCAUGCAGCACCUCAGGGGUUCAGCCCUCGAUGCCAACAGACGACUAUUCGGAGGAGUCUGACACGGAUCUCAGCCAGAAGUCCGACGGACCGGCGAGCCCGGUGGAGGGUCCCAGAGACCCCAGCUGCCCCAAGGACAGUGGUCUGACCAGUGUAGGAACGGACACCUUCAGAUUGUAAGCUUUGAAGAUGAACAAUACAAACAAAUGAAUUUAAAUAAA